AUGGGCUUUAGCCUAAGAGGUGUGUGUGUGGUUAAUCAGGAGUACAAGGAGGCACUCAAAGCGAAACCGGAGGAUACCGGCAUCACUCUGAUCCCAAACGAAACAAACCUAUUUGCGUGGAGAGCCGUGCUCAGGGGUCCCAAGGAUACACCCUUUGAGGGCGGCAACUUUGAGCUCGUCAUCAACGUACCUGAGCAGUAUCCGCUCCAGCCGCCGUCGGUGCGCUAUCGCACGCGAAUUUUCCACCCCAACGUCCAUUUCAAGACGGGUGAGAUCUGUUUGGACAUCCUCAAGAGCGCCUGGAGCCCCGCCUGGACCCUGCACUCGGUGUGUCAGGCAGUGCUGGCGCUCAUGUCCGACCCCGCGCCGGACAGCCCCCUGAACUGUGAUGCGGGCAACCUGCUGCGCUUUGGCGACAUUCGGGGGUAUAACUCCCUGGCUCGCAUGUACACCCUCGACUUUGCCAAGGCCAAGAUUGCUGGCGUGCCGGACCGAUGA
This is a messenger RNA of Volvox carteri f. nagariensis, 498 nucleotides long. RefSeq lists its product as uncharacterized. The record is from RefSeq and is a predicted model, not a curated record. The coding region runs from base 1 to 498 and encodes 165 amino acids. The transcript is spliced from 4 exons. NCBI's taxonomy places the organism in Eukaryota, Viridiplantae, Chlorophyta, Chlorophyceae, Chlamydomonadales, Volvocaceae.